GCGAGGCCGGCGCUGGGAGGGAGGCGCGUCAGAGAGUCGCCCCGGCCCUGCCCGGGCCAGCGGCCUCGGCGGGAGGGACCGAGGCAGGAAGUCCCGAGGACAGGGACGCCCCGUUGGGAAGCCUGGACACUGGAAGCCGAGGACAAGCCAUCGUGGCGGGAGAGGAGUCAGGCAGGGACCAGACGCUGCAUGCGGGACCCCGGGACAUAAAGUUAGGUUCUUAGCCUCAGCUCUGACUUGCUCCUGAAGGACCCUGUGACCAUCGGGAUAGUAGAGUCCUCCUUGCCUAUGACAUGCAGUUAUCACAGCAGUUGGAUCUGUUUCCUGAAUGCAGAGUGACCCUUCUGUUAUUUAAAGAUGUGAAAAAUGCAGGAGACCUGAGAAAAAAGGCCAUGGAAGGAUUUAUCAAUGGGUCAUUGAUAAACCCUAGUGUGAUUGUCGACCCAUUUCAGAUACUUGUGGCUGCGAACAAAGCCGUUCAUCUGCACAAAUUGGGAAAAAUGAAGACAAGAACUCUGUCUACUGAAAUUAUCUUCAACCUCUCCCCAAAUAAUAACAUUUCAGAGGCUUUGAAGAAAUUCGGUACCUCAGAAAGUGAUACUUCCGUUCUGAUCGUUUACAUUGAAGAGGGAGGAAAACAGAUACACCAAGAACACCUGAUAUCUCAAGUGGAAGGCCAGCAGGUGCCUUUGGAAAGCCUUCCAGAAAUAACAAAGCUCGCAGAAGUCAAAAAGAUAUAUAAACUGUCAUCACAAGAAGAGAGUAUUGGGACGUUAUUGGAUGGUAUCAUUUGUAGAAUGUCAACCAAGGAUGUUUUAUAAGUUGCCUGAAGUAUCAACAGAAAAUCUCCAAGUUAAUCACUAGCUGUUCUUUCCUGGUUAUAAAAUUAACAUACUCAUUGCUGGAAAAGGGAAAAGAAACUACCACCAGCCCUGCUUUCUUUUCCCUUCUUAAAGACACCCGUCUCUGGGUUUGCCACUGUCUCCUUAUCUUCUCUUUGUUUCAGUACGUUUUAUUUUUAUACACUUGGAAUAAAAAGUUCAAGCACCCAG
Messenger RNA from Peromyscus eremicus (cactus mouse), 1052 nucleotides. RefSeq names its product TP53RK binding protein (gene Tprkb). The record is from RefSeq and is a predicted model, not a curated record. Bases 294 to 821 code for a protein of 175 amino acids. Lineage: Eukaryota; Metazoa; Chordata; Mammalia; Rodentia; Cricetidae. The transcript has 5 exons. Gene Ontology annotation, biological process: tRNA threonylcarbamoyladenosine modification; telomere maintenance via recombination. Gene Ontology annotation, cellular component: cytosol; EKC/KEOPS complex; nucleus.